This is a messenger RNA of Amyelois transitella, 2862 nucleotides long. RefSeq names its product protein lin-9 homolog (gene Aly). NCBI's taxonomy places the organism in Eukaryota, Metazoa, Arthropoda, Insecta, Lepidoptera, Pyralidae. Gene Ontology annotation, biological process: DNA-templated transcription; regulation of transcription by RNA polymerase II; regulation of cell cycle. The transcript is spliced from 2 exons. The record is from RefSeq and is a predicted model, not a curated record. Gene Ontology annotation, molecular function: DNA binding. Gene Ontology annotation, cellular component: nucleoplasm; transcription repressor complex. Bases 207 to 1928 code for a protein of 573 amino acids.
CGAACUCGGUGGCACGCUGUAUAUAAAUGAUCGCAGGUUGUUGCAAGCGACAAGAAAAUGGAGUAGGAAAUUAUAUAUUAAUGUCUGUGAGUAGGAACCUUUAAUUAAACGUCAAACAAAUGUUUGUUCGUGGUUGUAUCCGAACGAAACAAAUCUUUGGCGCUCUCGUCUUGUCUUCAAAUUGAAUCAAAUUUUAUACCAUCAACAUGGCGGAUAAAUCAGAAAGAGAUCAAGAUGAAGAAGACAGUAAGUCUCGAACUCGAGUUAAGGAUGAACCAAUGGAAAUGGAUUUCGCGGAAGAGGAAGAACCCCCAGCGUUUGGCCCAGCUGCACUUGGGCUACAUAGAGUCGGCACCAAGUUGCCGCCAAAACCAACACCGAGUGAACCAGUGCAAAAACUAAAUGCACGAGGCAUGCCGGCGCGGAUUAGGAAGAAAAAUAGGUUUAUAUUUGUUGAUGACUUUGUGAAUACAUCUCCGCCAAGACAGUCACCAAAGAGGACUCCGAAAAUAAUAUCCAAAACUCCUAUUAAACAAUCAAGUGCCAAAAAACAAAAAUCACCAUCUAAAGUUCAAAGGAACAAUGACAAAUAUGAUGACAAAAUGCCAGAAAGUCCUGGCAGCCAGUCUCCAGACAGAAAAUCUGGUCAGCGGAUUGGAAUGAGACUAAGAAACUUGUUGAAAUUGCCAAAGGCACAUAAGUGGGUGUGCUUUGAAUAUUUUUAUAGUAACAUUGACAAAGCCCUUUUUGAUGGAGAUAAUGAUUUUAUGAUUUGUCUCAAGGAAUCUUUUCCUCAACUGACAAAUCGCAAAUUGACUCGAAUUCAGUGGACAAAAAUAAGACGAAUGAUGGGUAAGCCGCGCCGAUGUUCCCAAGCGUUUUUUGCAGAAGAGCGCAGGGAACUAGAUAGGAAAAGGAAAUUAAUACGAUAUAUACAGCAGAGAAAAACUGCAGAUAUUUGCAUCAAAGAUCUACCAAAUGAAAUUCCCAUGCAAUUAAUUGUGGGAACUAAAGUAACAGCAAGAUUACGAAAACCCCAGGAUGGUUUAUUCACAGGAUGCAUUGAUGCUGUUGACACAUCUAACAAUACUUACAGAAUAUCAUUUGAGAGACCCAAGCUGGGAACCCAUUCAGUGCCUGAUUAUGAGGUUUUGUCCAAUGAACCACCAGAUACGAUAAGCCUUGCUAGUAUUUCAAAUAAAUUUAGGCCUCGCCAUGUCAUGCAAGGAAUCUUUAAUUUGUUUCAGCCUUCUGUCCCAAAUUCUAACAACAACAACGCUCAAAGUGAUCCACUCAUAGGCUGCUCAGAUAUUACUAAGCAAUUUGAUUCAACAUUGGGAAAUUACCCAGUUCCUUUAUUGGAGUUGGUGGUAAAGUUGACAAAAAUAUUGCGUGCAAAGAGAGUGAAAAUAGAUAGACUUCGGGAAUAUAAUUGUGAAGCUGAAAAGAGAAAGUGUUUUGGAGAGAAAAUGCCAGAAGAUUUUGAAAAAAAAUAUGCUGCUGUUGUUAUUGACUUAGAAAGAAUGAACAUGGACUUGCAAGAAUGUAUAAAUGAAAUUCAGCUGUACUGCCAGGAAAUAGCCCCUGGACCUAGCUUGGAUGCUAUGUUAGCCCCCUCGCAUCUAAGAGAAAAAUGCAGAGAGGAGGCUAGUGUCCUUGUAGACAAGAAUAACAAGGGUUCUGUGAAAGAUGACUUCUUGAUUGAACUUAUUACAGAUCUUACUGCCCUAAUGUUACAAGUUAAAAGUUUAUCUGAUUCAGAUGAGAAUGCUUAUGAAUUGAGUGUUUUGCAAGGCACAAUGGACCAGAUAAAAAUGAAGUUACAACCUCAUCAUCAAAAGUUAUUCCAAAACAGCGUGGAAGUCCAUAUGCACAGAAUACAAAUGGGAUUAGGUCAAAUGUCUUCUAAUACAUCUCAUCACACAUAAUGCCAUUAUUUUCACAAAGAAGUUCUUUCUAAAUUUGUUUCAUUAUAAUUAUUAAUUCUCAAUUAGGUAUAUUCAAUGAAAUUUGCAUAUUUUAGUACAAUGCUCAUACUAUCUUUUCUAAAUUAUGGCUUCCACCUGACUUUCGGUGAUUCUGCCUAUGUCAUGAUUUGAAGAGACACGAAGUUACGAAAUUGAUGAUGAAUCAUUAUGCAAUAUGAAAGAAGGUUAUAGACAGGUGUAUAAACACCAUUGUGACAAUUCUAGAGUGAAGUAUAAUUAUACAAAAAAAUGUGUGAUAAGACUAUUUUAUAAAACUAGUUCCCUAGAUGUAGUUCUUUAAUGUACUGUUAAGUACCAAACUUAAUUCGUUUUUUUAAUAUAUACUAGCGACCCGCCCCGGCUUCGCACGGGUGCAAAAUUCGGAAAAAAUUAUACAUAAAAACCUUCCUCUUGAAUCACUCUACCUGUUACAAAAAACCCUAUCAAAAUCAGUUGCGUAAUUUUAAAGAUUUAAGCAUACAGACAAACAGACUAAAAUAGCGACUGUUUUAUACUAUGUAGUGAUUUGGCAAUAAAAUUUGGUACCAGCUUCUUUGAAAUUAUAUGUUAAAAUGGAUUUUACUUUUAAAUAUAGGUAAUUAAAUACUUUUAUAACAUAGCCGUUGUACCUAUAUUGCAAAAUAUUUAAGAUUAAAAUUAAAUAAUAUAAGUGUACAUAAUAGAUGCAGAUAUGCACGCACCAGAAUAAAUUGCAUCAUUUUUUAAACAGGCCUUAUAAAUUUUACCUAAUCCCAAAAAUACACGACAUUGGUGUUUUUGUGAUAGGUAUGAACUACAAGACAUUACUUUUUUAGGAAUAAAAUCAAUUGAUUGAGAUGUACCUAUCUAGAAGCUUUUGUGCUGAUAGUGUAAUAAAAAUAUUGGUUUGUAUUUA